Nematolebias whitei (Rio pearlfish) is the source of this 1338-nucleotide messenger RNA. It is a transcript of the gene hhat, whose product is annotated as hedgehog acyltransferase. The record is from RefSeq and is a predicted model, not a curated record. Bases 67 to 1299 code for a protein of 410 amino acids. Gene Ontology annotation, cellular component: endoplasmic reticulum. The transcript has 11 exons. Gene Ontology annotation, molecular function: palmitoyltransferase activity. NCBI's taxonomy places the organism in Eukaryota, Metazoa, Chordata, Actinopteri, Cyprinodontiformes, Rivulidae. Gene Ontology annotation, biological process: protein palmitoylation.
GGAGACUGUAAUGAAGGGAUGAUCCAACACAUUUAUAAACAUUAAAGCAAAGCGUGACGUUUCCUGAUGGCCUCUGACUCAAAGCCACGGUUGUCCCCACUUCCAUGGACAGAAGUACUUGUGUACUGGGUGUUAUCCUUUGGUUCUCAUCUCUACUCUUUUUAUAAGUUGCACACGUUUUCCAAAGAGCACGAAGAGGGAUUAGAGAGAGAGUUCAAGUUGGAAAAUGGUCUUUUAAAAGGUUUUAAAAGGGAUAUUUUAGACUUUGAGUGGAGUUUCUGGACUGAAUGGGCCAAAAAUAGUUUACUAUGGACUCUGAUCGGCCAUGGCAUAAUAUCAAGAUUAACCACCAUCUUCAACCCCAAGCUCAGGGUGCCUGCACUUACACUAUAUGGCUUCCUAGCAGCCAGCAGUGUGUUGGGGAUUAAAGGUGUGAGUGUGCUGCUUGUACAUCUGGGGGUUUCCUUCUCAGUGGCCCAGCUGCGGAAGCCUACUUUGUCAUGGCUUUUUAACCUUUUGCUGAUUUCCACCCUUCACAUUAAGUCACUUCAAGACAUUCAGAGAGGCUGGUACAGCACGGAGGAGGAGUACUACCUGCUACUCUUCAGCGUUGCUAUGUGCGGCCUGCGAUUCAUCAGCUUCAGCCUGGAGCACUGCUGGAGCCCUUUAGAUCCGAGUGGAGUCGUGGAGCUCUUUUGGUUGUUUUCAUACACCUUCUAUCAUCCCCUCUUCUACAAUGGACCCAUUAUCACCUUCAAAGCCUACACAGAGCAGAUGCGAUGGUCUAUUGAAGAGAGGAGCAACAGAAGUGAACCUGCUCUUCGUUUCUUGUUACUCAGAUCGGGACGUAUUUUACUGUGGUGGUGUCUGGCAGAAUACAUGAUCCAUGUCAUGUACAUGCACUCUAUCCAGUCUAUUGAGACUUACAUAGAAAUUCUCCCUCCAUGGGCAUUGGGCGGUCUUGCUCUGGCCCUUGUUCAGUUCUUCUAUGUGAAGUAUCUGGUUCUGUUUGGACUUCCAUGCACACUCGCUGCUUUAGAUGAACUGGUUCCCCCAAAACUUCCUUCUUGCGUCAGCAUCAUGUACAGCUUCACAGGGAUGUGGAGGCACUUUGAUGAGGGGCUGUAUCGAUGGCUCAUCAGAUGGAGCGAGAGAGGAGGGACAGAUGAGGUCCUAGGUUUCCAUGGACGAGUUGAGGAUCCAGAGGAGAUGAGUUGGUCUACUAUUGCCCCACCGAUGCUCGCCUUCCUCUACUGUUUUGCUCAGAUUGGACUUGAGUGGACUUCUCACCCACCAUGAGUCACCUUGACUUUACAGCAAAGUGAGAACCCCUGCUAC